Lepus europaeus (European hare) is the source of this 3647-nucleotide messenger RNA. It is a transcript of the gene TOR1AIP1, whose product is annotated as torsin 1A interacting protein 1. Bases 229 to 2064 code for a protein of 611 amino acids. The transcript is spliced from 12 exons. Gene Ontology annotation, molecular function: ATPase activator activity. Lineage: Eukaryota; Metazoa; Chordata; Mammalia; Lagomorpha; Leporidae. Gene Ontology annotation, biological process: nuclear membrane organization. Gene Ontology annotation, cellular component: nuclear membrane. The record is from RefSeq and is a predicted model, not a curated record.
GCCAGGCACUGCCUCCAGCACAGCCCGCAGGACACACCAUGGGCCCAGGGGCUGCUUCGCGGCACCGCAGCGACGACGCAGGCGGCGGCCCCGGCGACUCUCAGCUGCCUCCCUGACCACCGCGACCACCGCCCGACACCCCCCCAGAGACGCCAUCGCCACCGCCGGCCGCAGACUCUCGGGGCCGCAGAGCCAUCUUCACAAUCCGCUCGAGCUACGUCAGCAAGCAUGGCGGGCGAGGGGCGGCGGGCGGAGCUGGCGCGGGAGGCGUGGGGGCUGCACGUCACGCCCAGGGCCCCUCUGCGGGAGGGACGGCCUCGGCUCGCCCCGCACAAUGGCGGCGGCGGUGACGCGCCUGCGCACGGAACGCUUCCGUCGCGCCAGGGCCGACGGGAAGUGAGGUUUUCCGAGGAGCCGCCAGAAGUGUACGGCGACUUCGCGCCCCGGGUGGGCGGAGAAAGGUCUCCGGCGGGAAGACGAGUCCCGUCAGAAGAGUUCCGGCCCGGCUCUGGGAAAGAGGAAUUGAGAGGAAGCGCCUACUACCUCCGGUCUCGGCAGCGGAGGCCGCCGCCACCCCGGGACGCCGGGGAGAUGAAGACGCGGAGGGCGACCCGCCAGCUGCAGGAGCAGCUGUCCCCGCAGCCCCCGGCACAGGCGUCUCCCAUGACGACGCGGAGAGGGCUGCGAGACUCUCAGUCCUCGGAAGAAGAUGAACCAUCUUCCCAAACUGUUUUAAGCCAAACAGACUCAAAGAAAACUGUCAGGAGAACACAAGAGAUUCCAGUGUUGAGUGAAGAUCCCGUAAUCAGCCUCUGUAGACCCCCUCUAAGAAGCCCACGAUCUGAUUCAGCAAACAAAACAAAUGGAAAUACUAAAAUGAGUGAAUUAGAAGCCACCAUUAUCCAACCAAAGGUCAAUUUCUCUGAAGAAGGAGAAACUGAAGAUGACGAUCAGGAGAGCUCUUUCAGCGAUGUCACCACUGUCAAGGUCAGAUCCGGGGAUUCUGUGGACUCUGGAGAUCACACCACCAGAUUAUCUGGUCAUCAACCAGAAUCACUUUGGCAGUCACCACAAAGUGGAGAUGUCAGAGCCCGUGACAAGCAGCCUGCAGUGCUGAGCUCGGGAUAUCAAAAAACCCCUCAGGAAUGGGGCGAACAAACCUUGAGAAUGAGGGUUGGGAUGCAAACAUCUUCACCAGGCAACAGUGCAGAAUAUGGCCGUGUUUCAGACGAUAACAGGAUUCAGAAAUCAGAGCUUGGAUUCAGAAACCAAUCCCCGGUAGCCUCCAGCCAACAAGCGAGCGGACCGGCGAGGACGCGGUGCUGGGGCCUCCUGGCUCUGCUGGCAGCCCUGGCCUGCGCGGCGCUGUGGGUCCUGCCGGCUCCUGCGCCCGAGGCCGCCGCGGUGCGGCAGUUCCAGGACCAGAUGCAGCAGCUCAGGAGCCGGUACCGGGGCCAGGACGAGGCGCUCUGGAGGAGGAGCCAGGCGCUGCUGGAGCGGCACCUCAACGCCUCCCGGCCGCGGCCACAGCCCGCCAUCCUGCUGCUUGCCGCGGCCCGCGACGCCGAGCAGGCCCUGCGCUGCCUGGGCGAGCACAUCGCCGAUGCCUACUCGGCCUUCCGCAGCGUCCGCGCCAUCCGCAUCGACGGGGCCGGCCAGGCCGCCCGCGACAGCGACGCCGUCAAGCAGGAGGUGGACCAGGAGCUGAGCGCCGGCUUCAGGAACGGCCGGAGCGCGGCUGUGGUGCACCGCUUCGAGUCGCUGCCCGCGGGCGCCACCCUCAUCUUCUACAAGUACUGUGACCACGAGAACGCGGCCUUCAAGGACGUGGCCUUAGUGCUCACCGUCCUGCUGGAGGAGGAGACGCUGGGCACCAGUCCCAGCUUAAAGGAAGUCGAAGAGAAAGUGAGGGAUUUCCUGAGAGCCAAGUUCACCAGCGCGGACACACCCAGCUCCUACAAGGACAUGGACCCAGACAAGCUGAACGGGCUCUGGAGCCGCAUCUCGCACUUGGUCCUGCCUGUGCAGCCCGAGGCUGCGCUCAGCGGGGGCGCUUGCCUGUGAGGCCUCAAAGAGGAGCAAGUCCUGCCUGAGCCCGAGAACCCGGCGGGCCUGCGGACCAGACACCAAGUGCAAAGCUCUGUGUGAAACCACUGGUUUCUUCUGAGAGGAAGUUAAGCUCUUCUGUAAACAUGGAACAUCUGAGUCAUGUAUUCGGCCUAGCUAAUGACCGGUCACUUGGGAGAGUCAUUCCCUGUAGACAGAGAGCGGGUCCGGGGUGUGCAGGUGGAAGCCAUGCGCGGCCCACGGAGCGCUCAUGCCGAGCUGCCUGGGGUGGCCCGUGGGAGGCAUGAGGCUGCCUUCAGGGAAUCUUCCUGGUCGUUUAACUUGGAUUGCUCACAGAGUUUUGUUGAAUUAUUAUUAGGAAGGCAGCUCCCUGAAUGUAAGCGAGGGUUUUCCCAUUGUGUUUCCUGUAGGGUCAUUCAGACCUGAGUUCCUUAGACUCUGCGUACAGGAACAAGUGUAAUGAAAGGUCAUCUGUGUGUGUGUGCGUGUGUGUGGAUUCUGUUUCCCCUUUGUUUUUGAAGGGUAGGGAGGAGGAGGCAAAGGGAGAGAGAAGUGCUGACCUGGGGAAGGGUGGGGGUGGAUUUUCAAGAUGAAAUGUUGUUACAAGUCGUCACUGAGGUAGGGUGGUCAGCACAGGUAUCUGAACUCCUACCUCAGCCAAUUCUGCUGGGGCUUGUUUGUUACGCAGCCUUUUCUCUCCCCCCUCCGCUCCCCGCCCCUUUAAGAAUGUCCUCGACCUUUCAAGGUUUCUCAAAGCCUGUGUAUCACAAGGCUUAAUGUAUUUGCUUAUUUGGCUCUGAAAAGUGGGUAAAUCCCGAGCAGUUUCCUUUGUACUUAUCCUGAAGCGAUUGCUUUGAAUUAAGAAAUUUAGUUUCAGGAAUUUAAACUUUCUUAACCAGCUAUUCCUGGGCUGCUGAAGACAGAUGUUAAUUUCCUGCGCCUCCUUUAAUCACACUCCGCAGCAAACAUAAAGAUGUACUAUGCACGGGACAAAUUCCGUUGAGUGCCUCAAGCCACAAACAUGGUGACCUUACCGCAGAAAAAGAAUGGUAAAAUACUUCUGUACCUCUACAGUAUUUUAGUGGUAACUUGGCUUCUGUAAGUGAGCUUUCUCAUCUGUCAGCUGCUUUGGUUUUCUUAACAUCUUUUCAGUCAGAAUCUGCCUCGUUUUGUCGUUAGCCAUAGGCCCGCGAAUGAAAAUAUUCUUUUUAGAGUAUUAGAGCUUCAUCAUUUACCCUUUCAGGGUCUCACAACUGGUAACAGAUAAUGGGCUAAGUUUUUCCACUGAGAUUACCAGUUUUUGUAAAUUGAUAUCCCUAAUUGUAGUUUGUUCCUAUCAGAAGUCAGGUCAUCUGAUUUGUUUUAUAGAGGAUUAUAAAACAAGAGUUUUUGAAAAGGCUUAUUUUAUAUAUACAUAUUAUACAGAGAAACAUGUUUUUAUUAAAUGUUUCACUAACCCAAAUAAUUUUAAAAUAAUAUGUUACUUCUAUCUUUCAGGAAAAAUAAUUGCAGUAGCUGAUCUGUAAAUGACUUUAAAAGCUAUUUUAGUAAUUUAAAUAAAUUUACUUUCUUGGUUUGUA